CUUAAAUGAAGAAAGAAAAUUAAUAAUAAAUAAGAUUGCAAUCUCACAAAUGAACCACACUUUGCAAACUCAGAAUCUAAUUGAGAAAGCCUUACUAAGUAGAGCAGAGUGAAGAAGCACAGAGAAUGUGAGAAGAAGAAGCAGCAAUGAGAAAGCAAAUGGCAAGACCCAAAUCCCCAGUUCUAGUAUUGACCCUCGUUUUGGCGGGUCUCUCCCUCCUCUUCUUCAUCCUCCUCUCUUUCCGCAGCAGCAGCGACGGAUUCUCCUCCGAUGGGCCCCUCCACCCGAACCCGAUUUACAAACCCGAAACCUCCUUCGUCGCUUCCCUGGAGCGCUUCCUCCUCGCUCCUCACAACUCCCAAACGACGACGCACCAAGAUCCUGAACACGUCGACGACGAGCGACUCUAUUCAGAUCCGUACUACCCACUCAGCAUGCCUCUUCGGGUUUACGUCUACGACAUGCCGUCCAAGUUCACCUACGAUCUCCUCCGCCUCUUCAUCACCUCCUACAAGGACACCUCCAAUCUCACCUCUAACGGAAGCCCCGUCCACCGCCUCAUCGAGCAGCAUUCCAUUGACUACUGGCUGUGGGCGGAUUUGAUAGCGCCGGAGUCGGAGAGGCUGCUGAAAAGCGUGGUGAGAGUGCGUCGGCAGGAGGAGGCGGACCUGUUCUACAUCCCCUUCUUCACCACCAUCAGCUUCUUCUUGAUGGAGAAGCAGCAAUGCAAAUCGCUUUACAGGGAAGCUCUCAAGUGGAUCACUGAUCAGCCUGCGUGGAACCGGUCCGGAGGAAGGGAUCAUAUCAUUCCAGUUCAUCAUCCUUGGUCAUUUAAGUCUGUUCGCCGAUCGGUUAAGAAUGCUAUUUGGCUGCUUCCUGAUAUGGACUCUACGGGAAACUGGUACAAGCCAGGACAAGUUUAUCUCGAGAAAGACCUCAUUCUUCCUUAUGUUGCCAAUGUUGAUUUAUGCGAUGCCAGAUGUGUAUCUGAGACUCAAUCCAAGAGAACUACUCUGCUCUUUUUCCGUGGGCGGCUUAAAAGAAAUGCUGGAGGGAAGAUACGUGCAAAACUUGUAGCAGAACUUAGUGGGGCUGAGGGUGUAUCUAUAGAGGAGGGGACAGCCGGAGAAGGAGGAAAGGCAGCAGCUCAGACUGGAAUGCGCAAGUCUACCUUUUGCUUAAACCCAGCUGGUGAUACUCCAUCGUCCGCUAGAUUAUUUGAUGCCAUUGUUAGUGGUUGCAUACCGGUCAUAGUUAGUGAUGAGUUGGAACUUCCUUUUGAAGGAAUACUGGAUUAUAGAAAGAUUGCUUUAUUUGUUUCUUCCAGUGAUGCUGUUCAACCAGGUUGGCUUUUAACAUAUCUUAGAAAUAUAAGCCCUGCUCAAAUUGAAAAAAUGCGCCAGAAUCUUGUUAAGUACUCGAGGCAUUUCAUAUAUUCAAGUCCUGCUCAACCUUUGGGUCCAGAAGACUUGGUUUGGAGAAUGAUGGCUGGUAAGUUGGUGAACAUCAAGCUUCACACUAGGAGAUCUCAGCGUGUUGUGAAAGAGUCGAGAAGCAUCUGCACUUGUGAUUGCAGACGCCCCAACUCCACCACCUCAGGUCACUUGUUGUAAAAAUAAACCACUCUCCCACUCACUAUUGUGCUUGGAGUAACAUGAGGGGGGAGAUUCACCUACUGUUGCUGCAGGUGUCGUAUCCUUUGGCCGUAGGGAUCUGUUACUCAUAGUGGAAAUUUGAUAUACACUGCCGUUUGAAUGCGUGUAAUUGGUUUGUGUCUCAGUACCCCCUGAUAUUUUGUAGCUAGUACCCCAGGGAAGGCCAUAGUAGCUCUACAUCUCUAAUUCUCUAUCUUUGUUUUGCAAAUUGCAAUCCUAGUCCUGUACAUUGGUCUGUCA
Molecule: messenger RNA, 1895 nt
Organism: Fragaria vesca subsp. vesca
Lineage: Eukaryota; Viridiplantae; Streptophyta; Magnoliopsida; Rosales; Rosaceae
Product: probable glucuronoxylan glucuronosyltransferase IRX7-like
Exons: 9
Coding region: 147-1613 (488 amino acids)
Molecular function (GO): glycosyltransferase activity
Source: RefSeq, a predicted model, not a curated record